AUGACUGUCAGGAACAGCAAGGGUGACGAAGGUGGCCCCUUGCCAGGAAUUAGCGGUCCGUUUGGCACAGCUGCCGUAUUGUUCGAAGCGUGGGCCGACAGCGUCAAGCUCAAGCUGGAUAGAGAGGAGAUCGCAGCCGUGAUGCCGAGAACAUCAUUCCCAGCAGAACGGACGGUCUCAAUUAUCGAGAACUUCCCAUUGCAGAUUAAGCGAUAG
Penicillium soppii is the source of this 216-nucleotide messenger RNA. RefSeq lists its product as uncharacterized. The transcript has a single exon. The record is from RefSeq and is a predicted model, not a curated record. Lineage: Eukaryota; Fungi; Ascomycota; Eurotiomycetes; Eurotiales; Aspergillaceae. Bases 1 to 216 code for a protein of 71 amino acids.